This is a messenger RNA of Vombatus ursinus (common wombat), 2343 nucleotides long. It is a transcript of the gene ITGBL1, whose product is annotated as integrin subunit beta like 1. Gene Ontology annotation, cellular component: focal adhesion; integrin complex; cell surface. Gene Ontology annotation, biological process: cell-matrix adhesion; cell migration; integrin-mediated signaling pathway. The record is from RefSeq and is a predicted model, not a curated record. The transcript has 11 exons. The coding region runs from base 266 to 1750 and encodes 494 amino acids. Lineage: Eukaryota; Metazoa; Chordata; Mammalia; Diprotodontia; Vombatidae. Gene Ontology annotation, molecular function: integrin binding.
CUUUAGGGUUUGGCACCAACAUCCCGCCCAGAGGAGUACGGCUGCUGCCCAAAUCCUUCCAGGCAGCUAAUCAAAGGCACUUGCAGCACGGAGAAGAGCUUCAAGUCCGUUUUGGCCAGCCCUGGCAUUUUCAAACCAAGGUGUCUGGCUGUCUAUCUCUUCUUCUGUUUGUCUGUUUGCCUGCCUGGCUGCUGGAGCCUUCUCCUGUGCUAUCCCUACCUUGCAGAAGGACAGACCUGCUCCUCACAACUUGGGAUAUCUCAUCAUGCACACACAGGGUCUCAGCAAAUUCUUACUGCUGGCUUCAUCCCUUUUCUUCACUGUAUCAUCAGCUGUUCCCCAAGGUUUCUCACCAUCCCUGAGGAGAGGGCCAGGUGCCACCUGUAGGUUGUCCCGGGCGGAGGCAGAACGGAGGUGCCGAGCACCGGGACAGCCACCCGGGAGCCAGCUGUGCAAUGGCCGAGGCCGUUGUGAUUGCGGAGUCUGCAUUUGUCACGUAACCGAGCCCGGCAUGUAUCUGGGGCCUCUCUGCGAGUGCCAUGAGUGGGUGUGUGAGACCUACGAUGGGGAGACCUGUGCAGGCCAUGGAAAGUGUGACUGUGGCAAGUGUAAGUGUGAUGAAGGAUGGUAUGGUGAAGCUUGCCAAUAUCCAACUAAUUGCAACCUUACAAAGAAAAAAAGUAAUCAGAUGUGUAAGAAUUCUCAAGAUACCAUCUGUUCGAAUGCAGGUACAUGUCACUGUGGCAGAUGUAAGUGUGAUAAUUCAGAAGGAAAUGGACUAGUUUAUGGUAAAUUUUGUGAGUGUGAUGACCGAGAAUGCAUAGAUGAUGAAACAGAAGAAAUUUGUGGAGGCCAUGGAAAGUGUUACUGUGGAAACUGUUACUGUGAGGCUGGUUGGCAUGGAGAUAAAUGUGAAUUCCAGUGUGACAUCACCCCCUGGGAGAGCAAGAGAAGAUGUACAUCUCCAGAUGGCAAAAUCUGCAGUAACAGAGGAACAUGUGUGUGUGGUGAAUGCUCUUGCCAUGAUGUGGACCCAACAGGAGACUGGGGAGACAUUCAUGGGGACACCUGUGAAUGUGAUGAAAGAAAUUGUAGAUCAGUCUAUGAUAGAUAUUCUGAUGACUUCUGUUCAGGUCAUGGGCAGUGUAACUGUGGAAGAUGUGACUGUAAAAUAGGCUGGUCUGGGAAAAAGUGUGAGCAUCCCCUUUCCUGCUCAUUAUCUGCUGAGGAUAGCAUCAAGAAGUGCCAAGGAAGUUCCAAUUUGCCCUGCUCUGGAAGAGGCAAAUGUGAAUGUGGCCAGUGUACCUGCUACCCUCCAGGAGAUAGCAGAGUUUAUGGCAAGACCUGUGAAUGUGAUGAUCGGAAGUGUGAAGACUUGGAUGGGACAGUCUGUGGAGGCCAUGGUAAAUGCUCCUGUGGUCACUGCAUUUGUGAGAGAGGAUGGUUUGGAAAACUCUGCCAAUACUCAAGAAAAUGUAACAUGACUGAAGAAGAAAGCAAGAGUUUGUGUGAAUCAGCAGAUGGCAUAUUGUGCUCAGGGAAGGGCUCUUGUCACUGUGGAAAGUGCAUCUGUUCUUCUCAGGAAUGGUACGUUUCAGGGGAAUUCUGUGAAUGCGACGACAGAGACUGCGACAAGCAUGAUGGACUCAUUUGCACAGGCAAUGGAAUAUGUAGCUGUGGAAACUGUGAAUGCUGGGAUGGAUGGAAUGGAAAUGCUUGUGAAAUCUGGCUUGGGGCAGAAUAUCCUUAACAAUUACAUGACAAAGGACUAAGUUCUUAUUUUUUUUAGGCCAUUAGAACACAUAAAUGCACAGCAAACAGCAUAUAAUCACCACUAGGGCUACUCAAGCAGACUAUUGUAUGUUUUUUCUAUUCCUGAAUGCCUGAGUAAAAUCUGGGUACCCAUUAAAAAUGAGUCUAAGCAGUUUGUGAUGGAAAUAGCACAAGAAAGGGCUUUCUUACGUAAUUUGCAUGGUUGUCAGCUCUGCACAUCAUUACACAAUGAAAAUCACAUUAAGGCAGAGACCUCACAUAUGAAACUGCAAAGCUAUUGAUCAGACACAGACUAUAUCAUGUCCCAGUCUGAACUUCUAGAUGUGGAUGAUAGAAAAGUCACUGCCAUAGUACAUAUAGUCUGUGGCAAAGCCUCACAGUGACAACAGAAUGCAAUCAAUCCCUUUCAAAUUUGGUCACUUUCAGCAUUAAAGAACCUUUAAGCUUGUUGUUUAAUUUUCACAUUGCAGAACUCAAAAUUCAUGUAAAGAAACCCUUAAGAUGCAGAGAGUAAUUAAGAAAAAUGUACAAUUUUCAAAUUUUAAUAAAUAAUGUCAUGAUGUGAUUGUA